AUGGAGCCCAACCGCGCACCGCAACACAAGGCCAACUUCGAAAUCAUUAUUCAUAGUAUGCCUAUCAAGCGCAAGUAUAGCAGCGAUAGCGGGGGUGAGGAGACGGAAUCCGAGAUGUCACAAACGGGCAAUGUCGACGAUGUCGAUGCUAACGAAACCGAAGUCGUCGAUACUAACGAAACCGAAGUUGACGAUACCUCCGAGCAUCCUAUCAUCGAUUCUGUUCCUCUGGAUGACACUCUUCCGCAUCUCAACGCGGCGAGUUCACAGGUAGAAGCAGUAGCACUAGCCCUCAUCGCCACCCACGACCCCAUUAAGCGUGAGAGCUCGAUGGAGGAAAUCGGCCUUACUGGUUUUGUUCCGGAACCUGUCCUUGUCCCUGUUCCUGCUCCGCCCCGACGAGGCCGACCUCGCCGACAAGCACCUGCGCCGCAUCAUAUGGCUGCUCCUGUUGCUCCCACUGCCGCUGUUGCUCCCGCUCUGGCCCCUCCUCACUGGUCGCAAGGGAUGCAAAACGCCCAAGGCCCUGGAUAUGCUGCGGGGAUGUCAAAUACUCAAUUCUACGCUCAAGGCUCUGGAUACGCUGCGUCGAAUUCAAAUACUCAAUUCUCUGGACACGCUGUGUCGAUGUCAGAUGCUCAAUUCUUUGGGCACGCUACAGGGAUAUCAACUGCUCAAGCCACUGGAUACGGUGCAGCGAUGACAAAUGCUCAAUUUUCUAGCUACGCUAUGGCGAUGGCAAACACUCAAUCCUCCAUACAUCUCGUCGAAGUCGUUGUCGGCACCCAGCACAGGCCCAUCUAUGUUGCUCGACAUUUGCUCUGCAACAGCUCGAGGCGCCUUGCAGCAGACCUAGAAAAUCCUCGUACUACGCGGUUGCUGCGGUAUCAGGAUUCACCUCGCGACUUUGAUCUCUACGUCCACUGGUUGAAACACCGCACUGUAAAUGUGUCUAAUCUGAGUAGCGCACAAACACACUGGAUGCUGUGGGCGAGGUUGUCGGUCUUGGGCCGCAGGCUGGAAGAUGACCUGUUUCAGACGGCGAUUAUUGACAGUAUCAUUUACAAGUAUAGGGGCGGGUUGCCGCCUGGGGACUAUCCUGGGCACGAGGUGAUGACCUAUCUGUGGACAGAAGGGCGGACGGCCAAGGGCUUGACCCAGCUCUACAUGGACAUUUGGGCCCACUGGUGUAGUAGGAGAUUCACUGUGACACUGGAUGAGUUGAAGCGGCUGCCGGCGGAAUUUCUUGCGGCGUUGUACUUGACUAUGAGCCGGGAGCUGGUGAAGAGGGGGAUUGAAUUGAGUGUCGGCUUUCAUCUGGGGGUGAACAGAGAGGCAUAUAUGCCCGGGUGGCCUGCAAAUCAGCCCCAUUAUAAUGAGGACGCGUGA
Molecule: messenger RNA, 1389 nt
Organism: [Torrubiella] hemipterigena
Lineage: Eukaryota; Fungi; Ascomycota; Sordariomycetes; Hypocreales; Clavicipitaceae
Source: the annotation of a GenBank genome assembly